Molecule: messenger RNA, 6946 nt
Organism: Plodia interpunctella (Indianmeal moth)
Lineage: Eukaryota; Metazoa; Arthropoda; Insecta; Lepidoptera; Pyralidae
Exons: 10
Coding region: 136-3924 (1262 amino acids)
Biological process (GO): regulation of transcription by RNA polymerase II
Molecular function (GO): DNA-binding transcription factor activity, RNA polymerase II-specific; site-specific DNA-methyltransferase (cytosine-N4-specific) activity; RNA polymerase II cis-regulatory region sequence-specific DNA binding
Source: RefSeq, a predicted model, not a curated record
UCUCUCCCUUCACUUCACCACAGCUGAUCAAAUGUCAAGAAAAUGGAGUUUAGUUACGCAUUUUAUAAUUUCAGAUUAGAAAAAGUUACAAUAUGAAAUCUAAUAAUGUAAUUUUUGUAGCCUGCUUAGGUUAUAAUGGAUAGUGCCGCUCCAUUUCAACCGUGGGCUUCUGACGACAGUGCGAAAAAUGUUAAAAGUGAAAGAGAUCUAGUGGAUGACGCGAAACUUCAUCGGGAAAAUGUCAAUCAUCCAAAACAUACGCAAACUGCGUCUUACGAUAAAGAAAGUGUCGCCGUUUCAAGCAACGCUCCUGGAUCCUCUGGCGGCGCGACGUCCGGCGCUGAACCCGCCAGGGGUAUUGAGUCCAAAAUGGACUCUACCAAAAUAGCUUCUAUGCAGCAGAUUGUGGAGAACACCAUCAGCCAAGAAGGUCGACAAAGAGUAGGACAACUGUUGGAGGCAGUAGAAGCAUUGUCAGGAGCGGAGAGGCUAUUACUCUAUUUGAGGUUACCCACUGGUGUGCCACCUCAUGACCCAUUGAAACAGCCCAUAAAUCCACUAGGAUCCAGGGCGGAACUUCAGCAAACUGUAACAUGGAUACAGACCCAUUUAGAAGUUGACCCUGACGUCUCUUUACCGAAGCAGGAUGUUUACGACGAAUAUAUAGCGCACUGUGUGAGCAGCAACAUGAAGCCGCUGUCAACAGCUGACUUCGGAAAGGUCAUGAAGCAGGUCUACCCCAGUGUGCGUCCACGGAGGCUCGGCACUCGCGGCAACUCUAGAUAUUGUUACGCUGGUCUGCGUAAGAAAAUCAAAUUGGAAGUGCCGCAACUCCCGGACUUGGGUGAAUCAUCCAAGGAAGUAAAUGUACCAUCGAGGGAAACUGAGAGAAUAGUCUGUGAUUGGGCGGAAAUCAAAUUAGGCAUGAAGUUCUCCAGCAUAUCGGAGCUGUCGCGACACCUGACCAGCGCGCCGCCGGGCCCGCCCAGCAACUCGCCGCCGCCACAAACACAAUUACCGCAAGAUGAAGCGACGAAUCAACAGUUAAUGAAGCAGCUCAAAAGGAAAAUUCAGACACAGGGCACGCCCGGGCGGCCGAAGAAGAACAAGAGCGUGGGCGCGGCGACCGAGUCCCCGCCCUCCACGUCCUACAGCCAUCUCCCCAAGCCCGAGGAGUUGCCGCCCGAACCCACGUACGGCUAUCAGCCGCCCUAUGUGCCUGUUUAUGAGGUGCGGACGCCGUACGCGGCGCCGGCGCCGACGCCGGCGUACAGCGCGCCGCCGCGCGCGCACCCGCCGCCCAGCCACGAGUUCCGCGCCGCGCCGCUGCCCUUCCCCGCGUACGCGCGCGACCUGUCGCUGCCCGCCGAGCCCAGCCUGCCCAUCAACCUCAGCUGCGACGCGUCGCUCGACCUGUCGCUGGACCUGUCGCCCGAGCGCGACUGGCGGAGACGCGCGCCCGAGCCGCGGCCGCUGCCCGGCAAGAAGCUCAUCCUCGAGGCCUACCACAGCGAGCGCGCGGCCGAGUAUCUGCCCAAGAAGAUGCGCGCCGCCGAGAGCCUCGGCGGCAAGCUGGCGGCCGCGCGCGCGUCCUCCGCCGCGCCGCCGCCCGCGCCGCCGCCCGCCCCGCCCGCGCCGCCGCUCCUCCCGCCGCCCGAUCGAGCCGACCGUCCGGCUUUUUUAGAGGAUCCAAAAAACUUAACGAGCCGGUCCACAAGCACCGCCGCGGCGCUGGCCCGGGAACGACACGAGGCGGCGAGCCCCCCGCGGUCGGCGGAGGCGCCCCCUGAGCGGCGCCCGCUCGAGCCCGACCUCAGCAAGACGCCCGUCAUCUGCGAGGAGAGGCACGCGGAGAUCCUCAACAGGGAGCGCGUCAUCAGCAUCUGCAACAUCGACAAGCACGACCUGGACGACUACCUCAACGAGGGCAACAGCCAGGAGCACGAAGAGGAGCUGCUGCGCUACUUCAACCAGCGAGACGCCGACCACCCCUCCCGAGACCCCUCCCAACCCGCGCCCGCUUUUUUAGAAACCGGCCCGGACCCGCCCGACGAACAUAGCCAGGGAAAAAAUGAGAAGAUAUCGCAGCUUCGGGAACUAUUGGCCAAGAAUUUGAAGAACCAGAGUGGGUCCGCUAAUAAUGUAAUCCCAGAUUCCCAGCCCGAUCUCGAGUCGCGUAAUUCGCAAGAGAUCCUCCCGGACCAGAUACCCAAAUUGAUUCCCGUCACGGAAGGGGCCUUCAAACCCCUUUUAGGGAAUACCGGGACGGAUGUUGCAAAUGGACCUAUAUUGACGAACCAAAACAUUACUAUGAACGGAAAUAAAAAUGGCAACACAAAUCCUGUAGAAAAUGGCGCCUCUUUACCGUAUGUUAAUGAGAAUACACCUAAUCAAACCAUUGCAAAAGCAACAGGUCCGCACAAUUACAACGGUCACUCUCACAAUGAACCACAAAGUCCAAAAACAAGAACACAACAAUACGAAUUCGUACCGAUAUCUGAUGGGUGCCAUUCUCCUGGACACUUCAGUUCGAAGUCUCCCUUAGGGUUCGGGCAGCGAGGUCAUAGCCCCACAAAAGUGAACAAGCCUGCAAUGAUGGGCGGAUCUUUGCAAACGUCUCCCAUAUCGCACAGCACUGCAGCGAGUCCUUUCGUGAGCCCCAGGAACACGCCAGUGCCGCGCUCGCGGCUCUGCUCGCGCCCCAUCCCCAAGCUCAACGGAAGGAAACGAAGAAACCCCCUGUCAUUAGGCAUGGCUGACGCCAAGCAAUUCGCGAUGCCGAACGACCAGAAAAUCAUGACCAAGACGACACAAGACAUCUGCAGACAAAUAGGCAUUCCAAAUAAAUACUGCCAACCGUUGCAACCUAUGUCGGCACCGCCUUCGCCCAACAUCCUGACGUCCCAAUACAAGACCCAAAUGUUCGGAAUGCCAAACGGUAAUAGUAACCUUCACAGUUUAAAUUUCUUACCGAACGCGCCAUUCAGAGAUCAUAUGAACGGCGAGCUGAGCCAGCCACUGUCGGCCGACCCGCUGUCGAGCGAGGUGAGCCAGUUCUUCCCGGAGACGCCGCUGCAGUUCCGGCCGGCGCUGGACGCCUUCCGCUCGCAGUCCGUGCCGCUCAAGAACAUGAACCUGGGCCUGCUCAGCUACAACAACACGCCCGUCGGCUCCGUGCCGCCCACGCCCGUGCCCAACGAGUUCUGCGAUUUUGGCUCCCUCACCGAAACCUGUGAUAUAUCCAAGGCCGGUCUCAACCCCGAAACCCUAGAUAAAAUUUAUAACGCUAUAGAUAGUAGCAACGACGUACUUAAUUCUAGCGCCACGGCCGGGUUGUUGAAUUCAGCGGACCAUAUGAGAAACGGAUGCGACCCCUUGCCGAACCAGCAGAUACUUUCGGACGAGCACCUGCGCUCGCUGAUGCCCGGCGACCAGCUGCUCGACAGGAACAGUCAGUUCAACCAGACGUUCAGCAGCGACGACGCGGCGCCCGAUAACGUCGACGAAUUUUUGAAACGAACAAACAGCCUGGAGUUCGAUCUGUCCGAAUUAGAAACAGACAAAAGCAAGUACUACACGUCGCGGUCGGUGCCCAGUACGCCGCUGCCGUACAAGCGCGCGGCGGGCGGGCCGGCGGAGCCCAGGCGCGCGCGGCAGCUGUUCCCGGACGGGCCCUAUCCGCCGCACAACGGCAUCUCGUCCAAGUCCGUGCCGUCGACGCCGCAGCUGGCGGACGAGCGCAGCGUCUUCAGCUACAGCAACCGUGACUUCCUCAUCAACGGCAACUCUGUCUGCGGCACCGCGCAGCUGCCCGGCAUCGUCGUCGACGACGACCGGGAGCUCACCUCUCCCCCUUACGAUAUGCUGCAAGGAGACAUCCUAGAACCCCUCACGCUGGCCGACCUCGACAACGUCGAUCUCUAGUCAGCCAUUCUGAGAAUCCCCCUUUGUAAAUAUAGAUGUUAAUUUCGUUUAUUUUUAUAGAUACCGAGAUAUUGGCUAUCUUUGAGUACAAUGUUAUUUGUAUAUGCCUUCAGUGAAGGUAAACAAUUCUGUGCAUACCUUAUUUUAAAUAUGGAUCGCACGCUCCCAAAAUUUGAGUCAAUAUACAAUGCACCAUUUAAUAUGUGAUAUGAUGAACAUAUAAUGUGAAAUUAUUAGAAAGUAUCUAAGCUGCAAUAAACAAUUAGGAGAUUAUAAUCUUCCAUAUAAAAUUAAUUGGACAAGCACAGCACUAAGUUAAUUUCAAAAUAUAGUAUCUAAUUUAUUACAUUGUCUGAGUGUUUAAUGUUGUAAAGUGUGUGCAUAUAUAUAUAUAUACUUGUCAAUAUGAACUAUGUCGCUUUUGCAGCUAGAAUACGGUAGACAGUUCUUGUAUAAUGUUUUCUAAUGUCCCGAUUGUAAAUAGCAAAAUGGUAUGUAUCAAGACAAUAUAAAGCUCAUAAUCACAAAACAACAUCGAAUUUUGAUAUCUAUAUUGUAAUAUGUAUGUUUAAUAUAAUACAAUCAUAUAUAUUAGAAUACAUACAAGUUAACGCGAAAGAUACCAUCAAUUGCGUAUACAAGUAGCUAUGUAGUAUAUACAGACCAAUGCAGCGUGCCAAGCGCGCUUAGUGAAUUAGAAUUGAGUUUGGUAAGAAAAAUAUAAAUAAAUAUUAUAGUUUAUGAGAAAAUGAAUUUAUUGUAAGUUAGCACAAAGAUUAAUAUAUUUUAUUAUCACAUAGGAGUUUUACUGAUAUACUAAAUUUAAAUAGGACGCAUGAAAUGCGUAGUGGAAAUUGAAAUGGCCAGUAUGGCUGCAGUGAGCUUAUAGGAGACAAUUUCAGUUCAAUAUUAUUGUUGUUGAUAAGGUUGGGGGUCGGCCAAACCGAAACUAAUUAAACAGGGUUUGAUAAAGGCAAUUACUCGGUAAUUCAUUUUGACUUGGCACCUUGUGUGAUACAUAAAUUAUAUUUAUACCGACGUUGCAAAAUCAAUGAUUUGCUUAAAGUAAUGCCUUCAUGAAAACUAAUAUGGUAAUGCAGAAGUAUUGACAAAAUAGAAAGUAGGAAAGUGGAACCUGGGGUAAGAUGCUUGAUGGCGGAAGUAACUGGCAAAAAGCUCAGAUAAGAAAGAGAGAGACAUGCAGGUAGGAUAGAGAUAUAUUAAAUCAUGCAAUAAACAAGAUUUAAUAUAUCUCUAUUGCAUAUUUAUCCGUACUUUAUAAGGUUGGCGACUUCUAUAGUUUCGAGGUCCAAAAUGAUGUAAAAGUAUGAUAAUGAUGUCCAACUGGUCUGAUAGAUUACUUACUGCACAUUUCUAUCACUAAAAUUGUUGCUCCAUGUUGGAUCGGUGUGCUAUUUUUUGAAAUGUAAUUCGUCAAUCAUGCGACAAAAUAAUGAUUUUCUUUAUGUAACUAACCGAACCAGUCACAAAAGGUGCUCGCACCUCGCGCCCCCACGCAACCUCUAGUUUUCUUUAUAUAACUAAACGAAUCAAUGAGAGUUUAAAAUUUCAAAAAGAACACUCCAGUAUUUUGAACGCUGUAUUUACCUGUUACUUGCGGCCUAAUGUGUAAUAUUUGUUAGUUAUAUAAAUUUAUGUUUUAAUUAUGUUUUUUUUGUAGCAAUUUAACUAUUUUAUCGAAAUAUUUAUACCCAUAUAUUUCCUUGAACUGUGCCUAUUAUGGUUAUAAUAAAGCUUAGUAGUCGGUUUGUUACAACGCUAGUACAAAUAACACUGAAUCAACAGGGAUAUUAUAUCUAUAGAUAAGUGAAAACCAAGACUGUCAAAGUUUGUAGAUAUUUUCGCUGCAGAUUAUUUCAUGAUCACUACCUAUCUAAAAGAGGUCAUAUAUGAUACGCCUCGGUGGUCAGUGUCAAUAUUAUUCCAAUUUGGUACAAUUUACCAAAAGCUAGUACCUAAUUACUCUAAGUUGUACGUUCUAACUCUAAGGUACGUUUUAUAUAUGUUAGGCGGUAAUGUGACUUGUAAAUAUUAUAUUAUUUUUCACUUGUUCAGAUUAAUCUACAUAAAUGACGCGGAAUACAAAGUAACGUCCAAAUAAUCUCACACUAAUUUAUUGCCUUUUAAGUAUACAUAAAUAAUAUAUAAUUAUGUAGGUACAGCAUAAAAAUAAUAAAGCGUAUGUAUACUGAUUAUAUGUGCGCUCUGUUUUUUAUUGUAUCUUAAAAAUAAACUAUUCUACUAUAACUAAAAGAAAACACUUAAUGCUGAUCUGGUCCAAUACAUACACCAUGGGUAAACUAACAUUAAUAAAAAUAAUUACUGUGGUUAAAACCCAAAUACUUCCAUCACUAAAAAGUUAAUAAGUUAGUGUGAACAUAACACAAUAACAAUUUCUUGGUUCAAAAAACUGCACCGAUUUUUGCUGAGUGAGAUGAUAAACAAAAUUGGUGUAUUACGACUAAAUGGCUGUUAAUGUACUUUUCUGUCAUUUGUGUAUAGUUUUAUUGAUUGAACGGUUAUUAUAAAUUAAGUGUCAUCAAUAUAUUUCAUUAAGCCUUGUGUAAUUGACCAUCCACAACAUUAUCUUAGUACCUUAUUAUAACUUAUCAAAUUGCAAUCACAUAGCACUGUUAAUAGGAAUGAGUGUUUCCAUGUCUGUUCACAUACUUACUAAAUAAGAAAUAUAUAAUUUUUUAUGUUAUAAUCAGACAUGUGAUGAAGAUUUGUUACUAAAAAUCAAUAAGUUAUGUAAAAUGUACAUUAUUAACAAAUGACUAGACGUAUUAUUACAUGACACUGUUUAAUUUUAUUACAACUAUGUUGUUCUGUUAAUAUUUUUGUUUUUAUUAUUUCUUUUUUGUAUAAUGUAUGAUAAUGAAUUAGUUUUAAUUUGUAUGUUUAUCUUAUAAGGAAAAAAUAAUCCAUGUUGUUGAUUAGUCUUUUAUGGAUGUUGAUUUACACCAUUUGCUAUGCAGUGAUAAUAAAUGGUAUCAUAGUA